Molecule: messenger RNA, 1480 nt
Organism: Drosophila subobscura
Lineage: Eukaryota; Metazoa; Arthropoda; Insecta; Diptera; Drosophilidae
Product: pyridoxal phosphate phosphatase PHOSPHO2
Exons: 1
Coding region: 482-1444 (320 amino acids)
Molecular function (GO): phosphatase activity
Source: RefSeq, a predicted model, not a curated record
AGAAACAAUAUCGAGAAAUUUGAAAUAUUAUUUUUAUAGCUUUGUAGCUUACUGAAAAUGGCUAAACGACAUCCACUUUUAUUUAGUUAUUAAUACACGAAAUAAAUUGGUGUGCUUUCCUUCAUUCGUUUAGAAAUUAUGGGCGACGAAAGUCAGUUAUUGUGAACAUGUACAUUGCUCCCCACUGUACACAGCUACGCUACUACUUAUGAACAUAUUUAAGCGAACCUUUUGGAAACGGAGCUUUCGCAGAAUAUGAAACAAAAACAUAUUUCCGUGGACAAUACUUAAAUUUACGCUAUUACAUAAUGUUGCAUGUUAAAGAAUAAUCAGCCAAUACUGUAAAUUGGUGGGAAUGCAUGAAUGGGGUUGUCCGAAACAGUCGGAUCUCAAGGUGUUGGGCAGAAAUUGUUUCUCUUACUUGUAUAAAUGAUUUUAUGUACAUAUGUACGUAUGUAUGUGUACAUAAGUAUGUACAUGCAUGCAUGCAUCCCUUAUUAAUGCUACGAAGAUGCUCUGGAGUCUAAAGUCGCGAAGUCUAAACAUUCGCAUAAGCCUAUAUACUUAUUUAUAUCUAUGUGCUUUGACCUGUUGUAUUAAAUCAAAAUGGAGUUAUUUGUCAUUAAAAUUUAAAAUGUGGUUUAUUUCGAAAAUUGUUGUACCUAGAAGUGCUGGGAGCAGGCUCUGGCGCUGCCCGAGCCGCCAAAGCCAAAGGGGCGAGGGCGAUCAUGUCGGUAGUCGCAUUCUGGUUGCCUUUGACUUUGACCAGACCAUUAUUCAGCAAGACUCGUACCUGGCGGUAAGCCAACUUCUGCCGAAAGCGAGGCGCAACAUUUCAUUGCUCCAAAUUUUACCGAAGUUUGGCUGGCAGACCUAUAUUAAUUUCGUGCUCCAGCUGCUGCAUGAAAAGCACAAAGUUGAUUCGAGUACAUCAGUCGGCCAGCAAAUACGCAGCAUUCCGGCGGUGCCAGGUAUGCUUCAUCUGAUGCGGCGCCUGAACAGAACUCCUACCGUCGACAUGUGCAUUAUUAGCGAUGCCAACUGGUUCUUCAUUUCCGAGUGGUUGGAGUCGUACGGCAUCAGUUGCCUGUUCACCGACAUUAAGACCAAUGCUGCCUGCGUUCAGGCGGACGGUAUGCUGCUGAUUCUACCCUACGAAGACCAGAUCGGCUGUGAUCUCUGUACCCGUAACCUAUGUAAGGGAGGCGUGCUGCAGCAGAUGCGACGUGGCGAGGUCUAUAAGCAAGUAAUAUACGUUGGCGACAGCUGUAAUGAUCUUUGUCCCAUGAAGAGCCUCCGUCCCGGCGACGUCGCUUGCAUUCGAAUCGGGUUUGAGCUGCACAGCAAGAUGGUGGCACAUGGCAAAAUGCUGAGUUGCUCGGUAGUGGGGUGGCGAGAUGGCCACGAGCUGGAAAAGCGCUUGCUGUCAAGAAUCGCUUGGUGAAUGAAUAGAAGCAAGGCAAAGAUGCUAACUUUAAUG